AUGAUAUCUACCGAUUCUAGUGAAUGGUUUGUAUCUGUUCUUCGUUUUGAUACACAGCCUAAGCAAAUCCAUGAGAUCAAGGAUUUCCUUCUUACUGCCAGGAGGAAAGAUGCACGCUCUGUGAAGAUCAAGAGGAGCAGAGAUGUGGUCAAGUUCAAGGUUCGCUGCUCAAAGUACCUCUACACCCUUUGUGUGUUUGACCCUGAGAAGGCAGACAAGCUGAAGCAAUCACUUCCUCCAGGUUUGAGUGUUCAAGAGCUUGAUAAAUCUGGGUAG
Molecule: messenger RNA, 276 nt
Organism: Dovyalis caffra
Lineage: Eukaryota; Viridiplantae; Streptophyta; Magnoliopsida; Malpighiales; Salicaceae
Source: the annotation of a GenBank genome assembly